UAGGCAAAUAGGGAAGAAUGUAAUGAUCACACGUUAGUAAUUUAGAAUGUCACCACGGGGCACUUUUUUGUAGUAGAAAUUGUCAAAGAUAUUUCUCUCAUUUUGUUUGAAUAACAUUUCUUCAUUACUUUUCUUUCUAAUUGUUUGUGCAAUCUUCUGGAUUUGGGUUCAAGCAUUUGUGCAAAUAUAUUAUCAUGUCUUCGCCAAGCAAGAGAAGAGAGUCGGAUUUUAUGAGAAUGUUAAUGAGUGAUUUCACUGUGGAGACGAUAAAUGAUGCAGUCAAUGAAUUCAAUGUGGUGUUUCAUGGUCCAAAAGAAAGUCCUUAUGAUGGCGGGGUGUGGAAAAUCCAUGUUAAGUUUCCAGAUUCUUAUCCUUUCAAGCCUCCUUCAAUUAGAUUCUUGAACAAAAUCUUUCAUCCAAAUAUUGAUGAGCACUCUGGCUCUGUUUGCUUGAAUGUAAUCAACCAAUCAUGGAGUCCUAUGUUUGAUCUUGUAAAUGUGUUUGAAAUGUUUCUCCCCCAGCUUCUGCUCUACCCAAAUCCUUCACAUCCCCUUAAUUCUGAUGCUGGUUACCUAAUGAUGAGGGACAAAAAAAGAUAUGAACAGAAAGUUAAAGAAUACUGUGAACAAUAUGCCAAGAAGGAGAAUAUUUUGGGCUCUUCUGUCGAAGAUGGAAGUGGUAGUGAGGAAGUCAGUGAGGAUGAAGAUUCAUCAAGUGACAAUGAAGCAACAGGCACAGAAAUCUCGAAAGCUAUUGGCUGAUUUCUGAUUCCCAUGACGAGGAGAUGACAAAUAAAAUGUGUAUAAUGUUAAAUACUUCUUUUUUUUUGGCAAACUUGUAUGAGCUAUCUUCAUGCUCUCUUUUUUAUGAUCAAUUGAUUGCUUCUUGUACAACAAUUGUUGAAUAUUCUAUCCUUGGUUUUUUAUAUUUUGUGGAAAAAGCUCAACCUGAUUAGACAAUAGGCAGGAAGUGCUUUGUAAAUAUCAGACUCUAUUUUAUUUAUUUUAUUGAUAAAUUUCAGUUGUAAUUGAUUGUACAUAUCUAUCUUCAGAUCAUCAUUUCUGCUUGUCUUUGGCCUGUUGUUGCAAUGCAAAUUAGAGCCUUCCAUAGAAAUGGGGCUGUAUCAAUGAUAAUGUUUUCAUACUCAGUUGAUUUUAGGUGAUAAUAAAAUUGAAGUUGAAGCUUGUAAAGAUUGAAACCUUGACUGCAUGGGCGGAGCUAGAAGGGGACAUGUGGGGACACUUGUCCCCCCAUUUUCAAAAAAAAAAAUUUAAAAAAAAAAAAAA
Chenopodium quinoa (quinoa) is the source of this 1286-nucleotide messenger RNA. Its product is annotated as ubiquitin-conjugating enzyme E2-23 kDa-like. Gene Ontology annotation, cellular component: nucleus. Bases 195 to 761 code for a protein of 188 amino acids. NCBI's taxonomy places the organism in Eukaryota, Viridiplantae, Streptophyta, Magnoliopsida, Caryophyllales, Amaranthaceae. Gene Ontology annotation, molecular function: ubiquitin conjugating enzyme activity. Gene Ontology annotation, biological process: protein polyubiquitination; ubiquitin-dependent protein catabolic process. The record is from RefSeq and is a predicted model, not a curated record. The transcript is spliced from 8 exons.